Molecule: messenger RNA, 1166 nt
Organism: Populus trichocarpa (black cottonwood)
Lineage: Eukaryota; Viridiplantae; Streptophyta; Magnoliopsida; Malpighiales; Salicaceae
Product: thioredoxin H-type
Exons: 5
Coding region: 473-892 (139 amino acids)
Source: RefSeq, a predicted model, not a curated record
UAGCAAGGAUAUCAUUGAAUUAAUUUGCGCGUUAACCGAUAAUGAAGUCUAUCUCACGAUGAUUUGAAGAGUUUACUCUCUGUAUUGGUUGGGUGACGCUGCAAAAUCGUAGAGUUGUAAAAUGGAGCAGAUUGAUAGCCAUUGAAUCACAACAAGAACGGUGUGGACAACCUUGGACCUUUGUAACUUAUCUCUUCUUUUUACUUGUUCAAACAGAAAAAGCAAAGGACAGAAAGCGUGUCUGCUUAUAGACACAUAACAUGCUUCUUUCUCUUCUCUUUCACCUCCCUUCUUUCCUUCCAUUACUCCGCAAUUAAAGACUAGGGUUUUCAUUCGACCUUGACAAUUCAUUCAUAAUCUCCUUCUAAUUAUCUUUAAGAAGGUGUGUUGAAGGUUUUGGAUUUUGUUCCAUUUUUAGGAUAUUUGGUAUACUACGUUAAGCUGCUUGGGAUUAAAAGUUUGGAAAUCAGAUAUGGGACUUUGCUUGGAUAAGCAUAAACAUGAUGCAGACAAUGAUGAGCUGCAUGUUGAGUUUGCUGGUGGUAAUGUGCACCUCGUUACCACAAAAGAGAGUUGGGAUCAGAAGCUGUCAGAAGCAAGUAGGGAUGGCAAAAUUGUGCUCGCAAAUUUCAGUGCAACAUGGUGUGGUCCUUGUAAACAGAUUGCACCGUUCUACAACGAGCUUUCUGAAAAAUACCCUUCUCUACUGUUCUUAUUGGUCGAUGUUGAUGAACUAUCUGACCUCAGUACAUCAUGGGAGAUCAAAGCUACUCCUACUUUCUUCUUUCUUAGAGAUGGGAAGCAGCUGGAGAAGCUUGUAGGAGCCAACAAGCCAGAGUUGCAGAAGAAGAUAACUGCUAUUGCAGACUCAUUGCCCCCUAGUGACAAAUGACUGCCGUGAUGGUUCCCGGUGGUCUUUGAGAGCCUAUCGAACAACUUGAGUAUUUUAGUGCUUCAGUUGUGAGGUUCUACCUGUAUGUUUUGUGCUUGUCAUGUAGAUAUGACCAACUGCUUGAAGGGUUUUUAAUUUUGAGUGUUUGAAGUUGGAAUUAGGGUUAAAGUUUGAUGUAGUCGGAAUUUGGUUUUUGUUUUAGAAGGGUCUGUUGAUGGAAUAAAGCGCUGUGAAAUAAAAGCUGUUUUUCUUCGAAGAAAAAGAAAAAGAAAAA